This is a messenger RNA of Dictyostelium purpureum, 1932 nucleotides long. RefSeq lists its product as uncharacterized. The transcript has 5 exons. The record is from RefSeq and is a predicted model, not a curated record. The annotation marks the transcript as partial. Lineage: Eukaryota; Evosea; Eumycetozoa; Dictyosteliales; Dictyosteliaceae.
AUGGAUAAUAAUAAAAUAUUUUCAAGUUUGUGGGUUAAAAUAAAAAAAAAUUCGAUUAAUUUAGGAAAUGUGGGUGUAUCGAUAGGGAAUCAUCUUAGUAGUGGCUUAAUUAAUCAACUAUUAAAAGAUAUUUUAUCAUUGUUAAAGUUGAAUAAUGUUUCGCUAUUGUAUUCUAACGAGGUUAAAUUUGUAUUAUUAGAUUCUUUUCAAUUCCUCUUAAAACAUAUAAACACAAACACCAACAUUCAAAGCUACUUGGAUGAUCAUUUCAAAUCAAUUGAUAGCGAUACAAUUAUUGGUUCAUUGGAUCAUUCAACAAAUAAUUACCCAUAUAUUUCUUUGGUAUUUUUAUUGUCAAGAUAUCAAGGGUUAAUACAGGGAUUACACAGCCAAAAUACUAAUAUAGAGCAAUUAAAAGUUAUAGUUAACAAAAUUGAAAACUAUCUAUGCUUAUUAUUAAUCAAUCAUUUAAAAGGUGGUUAUAUUGGGGUAACACAUAAUAGUACUAGUAAUGGAAGUAAUCAUACUGGCUCAAUUACGGGAUCAAAUAGAGGUGGCACAGAUGACGAGCAGUUUCUAUUUUCAGAAGAUGAAGAUGAGGUUAGUAGUGGUAGUUCUAGUAGUGGUAAAGCUAAUAAUUCUCACUUAAAUCAAAUUCAAAACUCUCAAAGAUUGAAGAUCCAAGAGAAUGAAAUUUUAAUUAAUGUGUUUUUUAAAUUUUUUUCAUUAUUUCAAGAGGAUUUAAAAGAUAAGAUUCAAUCAAUGGAAAUCAAGAUAUUGUUAUGUCUCUUUGCUAUAGAUUUAUCAAUUAAUACAACAGAAGGUUCACUUACAUCCCCAUUAUCGUUAGAUAAGAUCAAAACCAUGGUGGAUUGGUCUUUAAAAUGGAUUAAUCAAUUACAUGAUAACUAUUUUAAUAACCUUAUUCAAUUUUAUCAAUUAUUAAAUAAUAAGUUUAUAUUUUUUAAAUAUUUUUUAAAAAGUAACGAAAAUGUAUUUUUAUUAAAAAAAUCAAAAAUCAUAUCUUUCUUAAAUAUUUCAAAUCAACCAUUAUUACAAUUAGAAUUAGUAGAUAUUUUAGUAGAAAGCUUAUUUAAUGAUUAUGGUAACAGUGAUGGUGAUAAUGAGGAUAUUGAAAUUAUGAAAUUCAUUCUCGAUAUAAUAAGUAAUGUAAAUUAUAUUUCCGAUUCUUCAAAACAAAAAUUAGGUACCGAAAUCUUUCAAAGAUUUUUUAUUUCAGAUAAAAAUCAUCAAAAUUCAUUAGCUCAAGAAUUUAUGCAAGCUUUUUCAACAUAUAAUAAAAGACAACAAACUACUCUUUUUCAAAAUCAUAUAAAUUUAAUUUUAACUCCAGUUUUUCAUAAAUAUUCCAGUCAAUAUAGUUUAAAAUAUUUUAAAACUUUGAUUAUAGGUUCAGAUUUUAAAAAUUUAAUAUCAGAUGUUGACAACUUUUUAAAUAAUGUAGCAUUUGUAUCCAAUGAAUUGGAUGUUUUAGACUAUUACCAUAUACUUUGCAAGAUAUCUUCAAUUAAACUCGUUCAGCAUAUAUUGUGCGAUUUAUCAUUAGAAGAUUUAUUAGAUUUUUCAAUUACACAAGAAUUAUUUCAUUUGAAUCCAAUUUGUUUUAGAAUUGCAUUAAAGAAUCACAUAGACAAGCUAGAUAAAAAUCAACUACAUUUAACAAUUUAUAAAACAAUUAUCGAGUUUGAAGAACGAAAAGUAAAAACACAGUUUUCAGGUGAUGAUGCAAAUAAUUUAAUCCACUUUAAAUCAAUUUGUCAUACACUUGUAGAUAUUUCAAUUAAUAGUUCAUAUUUAGAUAUUGGGGCCUCAGAACAACUUGAUAAUAAAUCGUUAGUAUGGAUUUUAUUUUUAACCAAAUCAAUAGAUCACAAACUUUCAAGAGUAUACGACCAUGAAUAUAAAUUAAAU